Molecule: messenger RNA, 6016 nt
Organism: Ziziphus jujuba (common jujube)
Lineage: Eukaryota; Viridiplantae; Streptophyta; Magnoliopsida; Rosales; Rhamnaceae
Exons: 5
Coding region: 355-5421 (1688 amino acids)
Biological process (GO): regulation of transcription by RNA polymerase II
Cellular component (GO): piccolo histone acetyltransferase complex
Source: RefSeq, a predicted model, not a curated record
UCUCUUUGGAAAACCAAAAACGAAACCCUAGCUAUUCGUCUGUCUUUCACGGUAAAAAAAAAAAAAAAAAAAAAGGAAAAAAAGAAAAAAAAAAAGGAAAAAAAAAAAAGGAAAAGAAUUUCGAAAAUUUCGAAAAUCAAAUUCGAAAUUCAAGGUGUCAAAUUAGGGUUUCAUAACAGAAAGGUGGGAUUCAAACCCUAAUUCAUGCUUCGCGUGCGUGAUCUUCACGAUUCGUUAGGGAAAUCGAAUGUGCGCGGCAUUUCGGUCAAGAUCUGAAUAAUGCUCAGAGGCAUGUAUGAUGGAAUGUGAAAAUUGGGGUUUCCCUGUUUGGGUGUUUGAAUUGAGGGAUUGUCGAUGGAAAAUAGAAUAGAAAAUUCACAUGGCACUGAAAUUCCGAGGAAAUCGAGAUCUUUGGAUCUUAAGAGUUUGUAUAAAUCCAAGGUUGUAAAGGAGGCAACCCGAAACAAGAACUUGAAGAGAAAGACCAGUGCAGAUGAUGUUAAUGAUAGUAGGGAUAGGAAGAAAAAGAAGAGUAUAAAGGAGGUGUCUCUCAGUAGUCUGAAGAAUGUCAAUAGUAAUAGCAAAAAGAGUUUAGAUAAAGUACAUGAUAGUACGUUGAGCUCCACUUUGUAUGAUUCGAAGGACCUGAAGUUGGAAGGGAAUCAGAAGUCAAAAAGCAGUAUUGGGUUUAAUAGUGUUUCAUCGCUUAGUUUGGAUAAUAAUGUUAUUCAAAUUCCUAAGCGUAAGCGGGGUUUAGUGGGGCGAAAGAAGUUCAAAGGUGAAGAUGUGGUGAAGCAACAAGGCCAGUCUGAUAGAAAAAUUAAUCUUGUUGAUCAGACUAGUAAAUUAAGUGGUGAUGAGUCGGAAUCUCGAACCGAGCCAAGGAAUGUUGAAUGUAAGAAAGAUUAUGAUGAUUUCAAGGAAAACAGGAAUAAUGAGUCUAAUUCAGCAAGACAAUCGGCAGAAGAAGACAGCCGAACUGGUCAUUUAGCAGUUAGCAAUUGUGAUUCAUCUAAGAAAAAGUCACAAAGGAAGCGCAGUAAAAGAAAAGAUUUGGCUCCAAAUAGUAAAAGUGCUGCAAAGGUAGCUGAGCCUUUGGUUGAUAAUUCUAGUAAGAUAGGCAAUGUUUCGCAUGAAGACGAUGAGGAGAAUCUUGAAGAAAACGCUGCAAGGAUGCUUUCAUCACGGUUUGAUCCUAGUUGUACUGGAUUUCCAUCAAAUGCCAAGGGUACUGCAUUGCAGUCUGUGACUGGGUUGUCUUUUCUUUUAUCUACUGGUGAGGAUUAUGUUAGUCAUGGAUCUAAGUCUUUCUCUGGAUCAGAAUCUCCAUCAGUUGAUACUGCUGCUAGAAUUUUGCGUCCAAGGAAACAGCACAAAGCAAAGGGACAUUCAAGGAAAAGACGCCAUUUUUAUGAAGUUUUCUUUGGUGAUUUGGAUGCUCAUUGGGUACUGAACCGGAGAAUUAAGGUGUUUUGGCCAUUAGACCAGAGUUGGUAUUACGGCCUUGUGAAUGAUUAUGAUAAAGAAAGAAAACUUCAUCAUGUCAAAUAUGAUGACCGUGAUGAGGAAUGGAUUGACCUUCAAAAUGAGAGGUUCAAACUCUUGCUAUUUCCUAGUGAAGUUCCUGGUAAGGUGGAGCGUAGAAAACCAAAGGUCCAAAAGAGUAGUCCUGAUGAGAUAAAAGGAAGCUUGAAGCCCAGAAAAGAAAAGGAAAAGAGAGACUUGACUACAGAGGAUGAUGGCUGCAUGGGCAGCUAUAUGGAUUCAGAGCCCAUUAUUUCUUGGUUGGCUCGGUCUACUCGUCGGGUCAAAUCUCCUUCCAGGGCUGUUAAAAAACAGAAAACAUCCAGUCUAUCCUUCAAAUCUGUGCCACAAAUUUUACCUGAUGAAGCUGUCAAUGUCCUGCAUGGUUCCUUGAGAAAGGGAAGAAGUGAAGUAAAUAGAAAUUGUGAAUUUCCCGACAAAUUAAUUGAUGUUACAAAACAGCAGAAGUCUGCCUUGGAAAGUACCAGUUGCUCCAAAGAUAGCAAAUCGCCUAUUGUUUAUUUUAGGAGGAGAUUUCGCAAAACAUGCUUGGAAUUGUCUCAUACAUCUGAGGGUAAUCAUGGAUCUAGACAUCCACUCGGUUCUGUUAUUUCUUAUGCACCUGAGGGUGAUGGAAGUGGGGAAUUGGAAAAACCGGAUGUUCUUUCGGAAAUAUUGGAGCCAAGCAGGACACUGUGGUAUACUGAUGAUGUUGGGCUGCUGAAGCUAACUUCUCCGUUGAUUGAAUCUGGAAAGUUUAAGGUUAAUCUGAGAUAUCCUGUUCGUUCAUUUCUGAAUGACUCCUUCGGUGCAGAGAACCUGUGGUUGUUUCGUGCUUUUUGGCUGUUUCAUCAUGGUGCUCUGAUGAUAACAUGGCCAAGGGUUCACCUGGAGAUGCUUUUUGUUGACAAUGUAGUUGGGUUGAGGUUUCUAUUGUUUGAGGGUUGUUUGGAGCAGGCUUUAGCCUUUGUUUUCCUGGUAUUGUCAAUAUUUCAACAACCUAAUGAACAGAGAAGGUAUGUUGAGUUGCAAUUGCCAGCAACUUCAAUCAGGUUUAAGUUAACAUGUUCCCAACAUCUUAGAAAGCAGCUUGUGUUUGCUUUCUACAACUACUCUGGAAUCAAGAAUUCAAAGUGGAUAUACCUAGACUAUAAGCUAAAGCGCCAUUGUUUGCUCACCAAGCAACUACCUCUAUCGGAAUGCACAUAUGAUAACAUUCAGACACUUCAAAAUGGAUCGAAGCAUUCAUCAGUUACAACAUUUUGUGGGCAGCUCUCCCCUAUCAAGGGUCUGCAGAAGAGAACCAGACAGGGUGUUAAAUUCAUGGGUAGUUCCAAAGAGUCUGCUUUUGUCAACAUAUCUCAUUCUUCUUCUCGUUUCGAUGAGAUGUAUAGAAAACUUCCUCCUCUUGCUCUUUCUUUUACUGCUGCACCUACCUUCUUUCUUAGUUUGCAUCUCAAGCUGCUUAUGGAGCAUUGCCUGGCUCGUAUCAGCUUUCAGGACCAUGAUUCAGUAGAAAAUCCAGAAAACUCUGGAUGUUUGAUGGUUGACGGCUGCUCUAGCGUAGAGAAGUGUUCUAACAAUGGUUCAGGAAUUAUUUUAGAGGAGAAUCUGAAGGGUUCUGUAUGUGAUGCUGAUGCUGCUGCUUCUGAUGGAUGGUUUUCCUGCUCCAAACCGGAUUUGGAGGCUGAUUUUUCAGUUAGCAGUAACAGGGGCUGCAUAAAAUCCUCCGAGCAUUACCAAAAUGGUAAUCUUCAUGUCUCUGAAAGAUCUGCUGGUUCUAUCUUUCCUGAAACGACUGGAACUGAUGCCAUUGUCCAGUUACAGGCAUGGCAAAGCAACCAUUUGGAGUCGGAUCAAUUUGAUUUGUCACGAAAGCCUUUAAUUGAUGGAGAUAAGUCUAACACAGCUUCUUCUUCCUUUUUGAAUGGUCUGAGUAUUGAAAUUCCACCAUGUAACCAAUUUGAGAAGUCUGUGGAUGGAGAAUUACAUAGCAUUCAGCAGCCUACAGAUUUUUCUUGCAAUAAUGGUGGCAUUGUUCCCAGCCCUAACCCCACUGCUCCCAGAAGUACAUGGCAUCGCAAUAGAAGCAGCACAUCAUCUUUUGGAUACCUUUCACAUGGGUGGUCUGACGGGAAGGCUGACACUUUCCAGAAUGGUUUCAGCAAUGGGCCUAAGAAGCCACGAACUCAGGUCUCAUAUACAUUGCCAUUUGGAGGAUACGACUUAAACUCAAAGCAAAAGAGCAUACAAAAAGGGAUUGCUAAUAAGAGAAUUAGGAGAGCUAAUGAGAAGAGGUUAUCAGAUGUAUGCAGAGGUCCUCCAAGGAAUUUGGAGCUGUUGUCUUGUGAUGCUAAUGUAUUAAUCACAGCUGGUGACAGAGGAUGGAGGGAGUGUGGGGCACAGGUUCUGUUAGAGCUUUUUGAGCGUAAUGAAUGGAAGCUUUCUGUGAAAAUCUCCGGGAUAACAAAGUAUUCAUAUAAGGCACAUCAAUUUUUGCAGCCUGGUUCAACAAACCGCUUCACCCAUGCAAUGAUGUGGAAAGGUGGCAAGGAUUGGAUUUUGGAGUUUCCAGAUAGGAGUCAGUGGGCUCUUUUCAAGGAGAUGCAUGAAGAAUGUUACAAUCGGAACAUUCGUGCUGCUUCUGUUAAAAACAUUCCUAUUCCUGGAGUCCGUUUAAUAGAGGAGAGUGAUGAUAAUGGAACAGAAAUAGCAUUUAUUCGCAGUUCUUCAAAGUACUUUCGGCAUGUAGGAACAGAUGUUGAGAUGGCUUUGGAUCCAUGUCGUGUCUUAUAUGACAUGGAUAGUGAUGAUGAGCAGUUUAUUUUGAACAUUGAAAAUUCUUCAGAAUGCAUGAAUGGCUGCUUAGGGAAGAUCUCUGAAGAGAUUUUUGAGAAGACCAUGGACAUGUUUGAGAAAGCUGCAUUUGCUAGACAGGUGGAUCAGUUCACAUCAGAUGAAAUAGAAGAGCUCGUGGCUGGAGUUGGGCCCAUGAAUGUAAUUAAACCUAUUUAUGAGCAUUGGCUGCAGAAAAGGCAGAAGAAUGGAAUGCCCUUAAUCCGACAUCUCCAGCCACCGUCAUGGGAAAGGUAUCAGCAACAAGUGAAAGAGUGGGAGCUAGCUAUGAGCAAAAUCAAUGCCACCAUCCCAAAUGGAUGCCAGGAGAGAGCCGCACCAAUUGAGAAGCCACCUAUGUUUGCUUUUUGUCUAAAACCACGGGGUUUGGAAGUUCCCAAUAAGGGUUCAAAACAGAGGUCACAAAGGAAGCUCUCAGUUACUGGGCACAACAAUGCCUCCUUUGUAGAGCAGGAUGGUUAUCAUUCUUUCGGUAGAAGAUUGAAUGGGUUUGCUUUUGGUGAUGAAAAAGUUGUGUAUCCAGGCCAUAGUUACGAAUAUUUAGAUGAUUCCCCAUUGGCUCAGACAUCUCCUAGGGUAUUUUCGCCACGGGAUGCAGGUGGCAUGUUGAUGAUCAGUGAUGGGCUUGAUAGGAAUCCUCUCCAUAAACUUCAAAGAAGUAAGUCCAAAAAGCAAGGGGCUAUUAUAUCUUCUAAUGAUUCUCAGAUGAUGGCUAUGUACAGUCAUAGAAUGGUAGGACAUAGAAAUGGGGUUCAUCGGUGGAAUAUGGGCUUUUCUGAGUGGCCUGGUCGGCGGAAUUACCAACUAGAGGGGUCCCAAAGGUUGCUUGUUGAACAGUUGGACAGUUCUGACAUUGAUGAGUUCAAGUUGCGUGAUGCAUCUGGUGCUGCUCAGCAUGCACUUAACAUGGCUAAGCUAAAAAGAGAGAAAGCUCAGAGAUUGCUUUACCGGGCAGAUCUUGCAAUUCACAAGGCUGUGGUUGCUCUUAUGACUGCUGAAGCAAUUAAAGCUUCUACCGAAGACUCAAAUGGUGAUGGGUAGAGCAAUGGAAUCGAAUAUAAAAUGUUAAAAUGGAAAAGUGCCUAUCUCUUCCGCCUGGUCUGGAGCCAAAGAGAUUCCUUAUAUGGAUUUGACAUUGUUUUUGCUAGAAUGAAUCUGGUUUUACUUUGUCAAGAGUUGGCGGCUUCUUGUCAUUAUCCCAGGGUUCUGUGAUGAACUUUUGAUGUGAGAGCUAUGAGCAGUAUAGUGAUAAGAGAUUAUAGCUUCAUCGCAGCGACUUCCUGGUUCAUAGAAGUUCUUUUUUGUGGCCAUCUUGAGAUCUACUCAGUUCAGUGCAAAUGGUGUACUGAUCCUGCAGGUUAGGGGUUUAUGGGAUUUUGGCUGCUCGUCACUUUGUACAGAAUUUGUUUUUUCUUUUUCUUUUUCCCUUCUUUUUCCCCUUAACCUCAGCUUUUAAGUGUUCGAUAUUAAAGAAGCAAUUGGCCUAAAAAUAAUACAACACCACUUGAAUAGGAGUUACUAUUUCCUGUUAAAACUUGAGCAUUGCUGAAAAAUCACAUGAUGUGACUGACACGUGAUCAAAACGAAAGAGAAAGAUAAGAAAUCCUAUGUUAUGGUACAGUACAGUUUCUCUUCC